CUCAGGAGGGGAGAGUUGGGAGAGGAUUUGCUGCUGAGGAAGUUUAUUUGAUAGCUUGAAGGGUUGAACGGAGCUACAGAAACGAAAGAAAAAAUCCUUAUAAGCCAAUGGUUUUCCGGAAGAAAAUAACCCCAUUGCCUUGAGUUUGUAGGUGCCACUACUACUCUGGGAAAAUGGCAGAUGACGAAGAAUAUGAGGAGGUGGUGGAGUACUAUACAGAGGAGACAAUUUACGAAGAGGUGCCAGGAGAGACAAUAACAGAAUUCUAUGAAACCACAACAACAAGGACAACGUCUGACUAUGGGCAAUCAGAAACUUCCAAACCUGCCCUGGCACCGCCAGAGCCGGCAAAGCCAGUGGAGAGGAAGAAGGUCAUCCGGAAGAAAGUGGACACUUCCAAGUUCAUGACCCCUUACAUUGAACAUAGUCAGAAAAUGCAGAAUCUUUUUAGCCCAAAUAAAUACAAGGAGAACUUUGAGAAAGCAAAAGGACAGCCAUAUGCCAGUACAGCCGAUACUCCAGAACUUCGCAGAAUCAAGAAAGUGCAAGAUCAACUUAGCGAGGUUAAAUAUCGAAUGGAUGGCGAUGUUGCUAAAACUAUCUGUCACGUGGACGAAAAAGCAAAAGAUAUUGAACAUGCAAAGAAAGUGUCGCAGCAAGUCAGCAAGGUUUUAUAUAAGCAGAACUGGGAAGACACCAAGGAUAAGUACCUGCUUCCCCCUGAUGCCCCUGAGCUUGUCCAGGCCAUUAAGAACACAGCCAUGUUCAGUAAGAAACUGUACACUGAAGACUGGGAAGCAGACAAAAGUUUGUUUUACCCUUAUAAUGAUAGCCCGGAACUGAGGAGGGUUGCCCAGGCCCAGAAAGCUCUCAGCGAUAUUACCUACAAAAAAGGUCACACUGAACAGCAAUCUCAAUUCACAUCUCUGCCUGAUCCUCCAGAUAUUGAAUUUGCCAAGAAAGUAACCAAUCAAGUGAGCAAGCAAAAAUACAAAGAAGACUAUGAAAAGAAAGUCAAAGGCAAAUGGAGUGAGACCCCUUGCUUUGAAAGCAACGCCAGAAUGAAUGCCGAUAACCUCAGCACAAGGAAAUAUCAGGAAGAUUUUGAGAACAUGAAAGACCAGAUCUACUUCAUGCAGACUGAAACACCAGAGUAUAAAGUGAAUAAACAAGCUGGGUUGGCAGCUAGCAAGGUAAAAUAUAAAGAAGACUGAAAGAAUAAAGCAAAAGCAGAUUAUAAUGUACUUCCUGCUUCAGAGAACCCACUGCUCAGGCAGCUGAAGGCGGCCGGAAAUGCCCUAAGUGAUAAACUCUACAAGGAAACUGAAAAGACAAAGGCAAAGAGCAUGAAUUACUGUGAGACCCCCAAGUUUCAGCUUGACACUGUUCUGCAGAACUUCAGUAGUGAUACUAAAUAUAAAGAUUCCUACUUAAAGAAUAUUUUAGGACACUAUGUAGGCAGCUUUGAAGAUCCAUAUCAUUCACACUGCAUGAAAGUCGCAGCCCAAAACAGUGAUAAAAACUACAAAGCAGAAUAUGAAGAGGACAGAGGCAAAGGCUUCUUCCCGCAGACCAUAACUCAGGAAUAUGAAGCCAUCAAGAAAUUAGAUCAGUGUAAAGAUCACACCUACAAAGUCCAUCCAGAAACAAAAUUCACUCAGGUUACCGACUCUCCAGUUCUGGUACAAGCCCAAGUCAAUUCCAAACUUAUGUUAAAGGAUAAAAAUACAAGGAAUCUCAUUAAUUACAAAGCUAAACAUGAAAGUGAGAAGUUCAAGGUGCCAUAUACCCCUGCUACUCCUGCCUUUAUCCAGCACAAAGUCAACGCUUACAACCUGAGUGAUAAUGUUUAUAAGCAAGACUGGGAGAAGAGCAAAGCUAAGAAGUUUGACAUUAAAGUGGAUGCCAUUCCCCUGCUGGCAGCCAAAGCCAACAGCAGGAAUGCCAGCGAUGUGAUGUACAAGAAAGACUAUGAGAAGAGCAGAGGGAAAAUGAUUGGAGCCCUCAGCAUUAAUGACGAUCCCAAGAUACUGCACUCCUUGAAGACGGCCAAAAACCAGAGUGAUAGAUUAUACAAGGAGAACUAUGAGAAGACAAAAGCAAAGAGUAUGAAUUACUGUGAGACCCCUAAAUAUCAACUUGAUACACUGCUGAAGAACUUCAGCGAGGCUAAAUAUAAAGAUUCAUAUGUAAAGAAUAUUUUGGGACAUUAUGUAGGCAGCUUUGAGGACCCAUAUCACACACACUGCUUGAAAGUUUCUGCUCAAAAUAGUGACAAAAGUUACAAAGCAGAAUAUGAAGAAGAUAAAGGGAAGUGCUAUUUCCCUCAGACAAUAACACAAGAAUAUGAAGCAAUUAAGAAGCUGGACCAGUGUAAAGAUCAUACCUACAAAGUUCAUCCGGAUAAGACUAAAUUCACGGCAGUCGCUGAUACGCCUGUACUACUGCAAGCCCAGCUCAACACCAAACAGCUCAGUGAUCUGAAUUACAAAGCAAAACACGAAGGUGAGAAGUUCAAGUGCAAUGUGCCCGCAGAUGCUCCAGAGUUUAUCCAACACAGAGUCAAUGCCUACAACCUGAGUGAUAAUGUUUAUAAGCAAGACUGGGAGAAGAGCAAAGCUAAGAAGUUUGAAAUUAAAGUGGAUGCCAUCCCCCUGCUGGCAGCCACCAACAGCAGGAAUGCCAGCGAUGUGAUGUACAAGAAAGACUAUGAGAAGAGCAGAGGGAAAAUGAUUGGAGCCCUCAGCAUUAAUGACGAUCCCAAGAUACUGCACUCCUUGAAGACGGCCAAAAACCAGAGUGAUCGUGAAUAUCGUAAAGACUAUGAGAAGUCAAAAACCAUCUACACGGCCCCUCUUGAUAUGCUCCAAGUCACUCAAGCUAAGAAGUCUCAGGCAAUUGCCAGCGAUGCGGACUACAAGCACAUCUUACACAACUACAGCUACCCACCCGACAGCAUCAACGUGGACCUUGCCAAGAAGGCCUACGCACUGCAGAGUGACGUGGAAUACAAGGCUGACUAUAACAGCUGGAUGAAAGGCUGUGGCUGGGUGCCUUUUGGGUCUUUGGAAAUGGAAAAAGCAAAGCGGGCUUCUGACAUCCUUAAUGAGAAAAAAUAUCGCCAACAUCCAGAUACACUCAAGUUUACCUCAAUUGAAGAUGCUCCAAUUAUAGUACAGUCUAAAAUAAACCAGGCCCAGAGGAGUGAUAUUGCUUACAAAGCCAAAGGAGAGGAAGUUCUGCACAAAUACAACCUGCCAGCUGACCUGCCGCAGUUCAUUCAGGCUAAAGUGAACGCCUAUAAUAUCAGCGAGAACAUGUAUAAAGCUGACUUGAAAGACUUGAGCAAGAAGGGGUAUGACCUGAGAACGGAUGCCAUUCCCAUCAAAGCUGCCAAAGCAGCCAGGCAGGCAGCGAGUGACGUUCAGUACAAAAAAGAUUAUGAAAAAGCUAAAGGGAAAAUGGUUGGCUUCCAAAGUCUCCAAGAUGAUCCUAAACUGGUUCAUUAUAUGAAUGUGGCUAAGAUACAGUCAGACCGGGAAUAUAAAAAAGACUACGAAAAGACAAAGACUAAAUACAACACGCCUCACGAUAUGUUCAAUGUUGUGGCCGCCAAGAAAGCUCAGGAUGUCAUCAGCAAUGUCAACUAUAAGCAUUCUCUCCAUCAUUACACCUACCUGCCCGACGCCAUGGACCUGGAGUUGUCCAAAAACAUGAUGCAGAUACAGAGUGACAACACCUACAAGGAGGACUACAACACCUGGAUGAAAGGCAUAGGCUGGAUACCUAUUGGCAGUCUGGACUUAGAAAAAGUGAAGAAGGCUGGAGAUGCCCUGAAUGAAAAGAAGUACAGGCAACAUCCCGACACCCUCAAGUUUACCAGCAUCGUGGACUCCCCAGUUAUGGUCCAGGCAAAGCAGAACACACAGCAAGUCAGCGAUAUCUUAUACAAAGCUAAAGGAGAAGAUGUGAAACAUAAGUAUACUAUGAGCCCUGAUCUUCCACAGUUCAUCCAGGCUAAGUGCAAUGCUUACAAUAUCAGUGAUGUCUGUUACAAACGGGACUGGCAUGAUUUAAUAGCCAAGGGCAACAAUGUCCUGGGUGACGCUAUCCCCAUCACUGCAGCCAAGUCAUCAAGAAACAUUGCCAGUGAUUACAAAUACAAAGAAGCUUAUGAGAAGUCAAAGGGAAAGCAUGUGGGCUUCAGAAGCCUCCAGGAUGAUCCCAAACUGGUCCACUAUAUGAAUGUGGCAAAGUUGCAGUCUGAUCGUGAAUAUAAGAAGAACUAUGAGAAUACCAAAACCAGCUACCACACACCUGGGGACAUGGUUAGCAUUACAGCUGCAAAGAUGGCCCAGGAUGUGGCAACCAAUGUCAACUAUAAACAGCCAUUGCAUCAUUACACAUACCUACCUGAUGCCAUGAGUCUCGAGCACACUAGGAAUGCAAAUCAAAUUCAGAGUGAUAAUGUAUAUAAAGAUGAAUACAACAACUUCUUCAAGGGCAUUGGCUGGAUCCCUAUUGGCUCUCUAGAGGUUGAGAAGGCCAAGAAAGCAGGCGAUGCACUAAAUGAGAGGAAGUAUCGACAGCACCCAGAUACCAUCAAGUUCACGAGCGUGCCUGAUUCCAUGGGCAUGGUUUUGGCUCAGCAGAACACAAAGCAGCUAAGUGAUUUGAACUAUAAGGUGGAGGGGGAGAAACUGAAGCACAAGUACACUAUUGACCCUGAAUUGCCUCAGUUUAUUCAAGCCAAGGUCAAUGCCCUCAACAUGAGUGAUGCUCAUUAUAAAGCAGACUGGAAGAAAACCCUUGCUAAGGGCUAUGAUUUGAGACCAGAUGCUAUUCCCAUUGUUGCUGCAAAGAGUUCACGGAAUAUUGCGAGUGAUUGCAAGUAUAAGGAGGCCUAUGAGAAAGCUAAAGGCAAGCAAAUUGGAUUUCUCAGUCUUCAAGAUGAUCCUAAACUGGUUCACUACAUGAAUGUGGCCAAAAUACAGUCAGAUCGUGAGUACAAAAAGGGUUAUGAAGCCAGCAAGACCAGGUACCACACACCUUUGGAUAUGUUCAGUGUGACAGCUGCAAAGAAAUCCCAGGAGGUGGCUACCAACGCCAACUACAGGCAACCCUUCCACAAUUACACUCUCCUGCCUGAUGCCUUGAAUGUGGAGCACUCCAGGAAUGCCAUGCAGAUCCAGAGUGACAAUCUAUACAAAUCUGACUUCACUAAUUGGAUGAAAGGAAUUGGCUGGGUCCCCAUAGACUCCCUGGAGGUAGAGAAAGCAAAGAGAGCUGGAGAUAUUCUUAGUGAGAAGAAGUAUCGGCAGCACCCUGAGAAGCUGAAGUUCACGUAUUCCAUGGACACAAUGGAACAGGCCCUUAACAAAAGCAACAAACUGACUAUGGAUAAGAGGCUGUACACUGAAAAAUGGAACAAAGACAAGACCACCAUUCAUGUCAUGCCUGAUACUCCAGACAUUUUGCUCUCCAGAGUAAACCAAAUCACCAUGAGUGAUAAACUGUACAAAGCUGGCUGGGAAGAAGAAAAGAAGAAAGGAUAUGACCUGAGGCCUGAUGCCAUCUCAAUUAGGGCUGCAAAAGCUUCUAGAGACAUUGCCAGUGAUUACAAAUACAAGCAAGCCUAUGAACAAGCCAAAGGGAAGCACAUUGGCUUCCGGAGCCUGGAAGACGACCCCAAGUUGGUGCACUUCAUGCAGGUGGCCAAGAUGCAGUCAGACCGGGAAUACAAGAAGGGCUAUGAGAAAUCCAAGACAUCCUUCCACACCCCAGUAGACAUGCUCAGUGUGGUGGCCGCCAAGAAGUCUCAGGAAGUGGCCACAAAUGCCAAUUACAGGAAUGUGAUCCAUACCUACAACAUGCUUCCAGAUGCCAUGAACUUCGAAUUGGCCAAGAAUAUGAUGCAGAUUCAGAGUGAUAAUCAGUAUAAAGCUGACUAUGCUGACUUCAUGAAGGGCAUUGGAUGGCUCCCUCUGGGCUCCCUGGAAGCUGAGAAAAACAAGAGAGCCAUGGAGAUUAUUAGUGAAAAGAAGUACCGCCAGCACCCAGACACUUUGAAGUAUUCCACAUUGAUGGACUCAAUGAACAUGGUUUUGGCCCAGAAUAAUGCAAAAAUUAUGAAUGAACACCUCUACAAACAAGCAUGGGAAGCUGACAAGACCAAAGUGCACAUUAUGCCUGAUAUCCCCCAGAUUGUAUUGGCAAAGGCCAAUGCAAUUAAUAUGAGUGAUAAACUCUACAAACUUUCCUUGGAAGAGUCUAAAAAGAAAGGCUAUGAUCUCCGAUCGGAUGCAAUUCCUAUCAAAGCUGCAAAGGCUUCACGAGAUAUUGCAAGUGAUUAUAAAUACAAGUACAAUUAUGAAAAGGAGAAGGGAAAAAUGGUUGGUUUCCGCAGUCUUGAAGAUGACCCCAAAUUAGUCCAUUCCAUGCAAGUAGCGAAGAUGCAAUCUGAUCGAGAGUAUAAGAAAAACUAUGAGAAGACAAAGACCAGCUACCACACCCCUGCCGACAUGCUCAGUGUCACAGCUGCCAAGGAUGCCCAAGCCAACAUCACCAACACUAACUACAAGCAUCUGAUCCACAAGUACAUCCUCCUUCCAGAUGCAAUGAACAUCGAGCUGACCAGGAACAUGAAUCACAUCCAGAGUGAUAAUGAAUAUAAGCAGGACUACAAUGAAUGGUACAAAGGGCUUGGCUGGAGUCCAGCCGGUUCCCUCGAAGUAGAGAAAGCCAAGAAAGCAACUGAGUAUGCCAGUGACCAGAAAUACCGUCAGCACCCUAGCACCUUCCAGUUUAAGAAGCUGACUGAUUCCAUGGACAUGGUGCUUGCCAAGCAGAAUGCACACACCAUGAACAAGCAUUUGUACACCAUUGAUUGGAAUAAAGAUAAGACCAAGAUCCAUGUGAUGCCUGAUACACCAGAUAUUUUACAAGCCAAGCAGAAUCAAACAUUAUAUAGUCAGAAACUCUAUAAACUUGGAUGGGAAGAAGCUUUGAAGAAAGGCUAUGAUCUCCCGGUUGAUGCGAUUUCCGUACAGCUGGCCAAAGCUUCAAGGGACAUUGCUAGUGAUUUUAAAUACAAACAAGGUUAUCGGAAACAACUUGGACACCAUAUUGGCUUCCGGAGUUUGCAAGAUGACCCAAAGCUCGUGUUAUCAAUGAAUGUAGCCAAAAUGCAGAGUGAACGAGAAUACAAGAAAGACUUUGAAAAAUGGAAAACCAGGUACACCAGCCCAGUGGACAUGCUGGGAGUGGUGUUAGCCAAGAAAUGUCAGGCCUUGGUUAGUGAUAUAGACUACAAGAAUUACUUACAUCAGUGGACAUGCCUGCCUGAUCAGAAUGACGUCAUUCAAGCUAAAAGAGCAUAUGAACUACAAAGUGAGAAUGUAUAUAAGUCUGACCUCGAGUGGCUGAAAGGCAUAGGAUGGAGUCCCCUUGGUUCUUUGGAAGCAGAAAAGAACAAACGGGCUUCCGAAAUCAUCAGUGAGAAGAAAUAUCGCCAACCUCCAGACACAAACAAGUUCACCAGCAUUCCUGAUGCCAUGGACAUAGUUCUGGCAAAAACAAAUGCCAAAAAUAGGAGUGAUAGACUUUAUAGAGAAGCUUGGGACAAGGACAAGACUCAAAUUCACAUCAUGCCUGAUACUCCUGACAUUUUACUGGCUAAGGCAAACUUAAUCAAUACAAGCGAUAAACUCUACCGAAUGGGUUAUGAGGAGCUGAAGAAAAAAGGCUACGAUCUUCCUGUUGAUGCCAUACCAAUCAAAGCAGCAAAAGCAUCCCGAGAAAUUGCCAGUGAAUACAAGUACAAAGAUGGUUACCGCAAACAACUGGGCCACCACAUUGGAGCCCGGAACAUUAAGGAUGACCCCAAGAUGAUGUGGUCCAUGCACGUGGCCAAAAUCCAGAGUGACAGGGAGUACAAGAAGGACUUUGAGAAGUGGAAGACCAAGUUCAGCAGCCCAGUGGACAUGCUGGGAGUGGUGCUGGCCAAGAAGUGCCAGACCUUAGUGAGUGACGUGGACUACAAGAACUACCUGCACCAGUGGACGUGCCUGCCUGACCAGAACGAUGUCAUCCACGCUCGGCAGGCCUAUGACCUCCAGAGCGAUAAUUUGUACAAGGCUGAUCUUCAAUGGCUAAAAGGCAUUGGCUGGAUACCUACUGGUUCUCUAGAGGAUGAGAAGAACAAAAGAGCUACUCAAAUUUUGAGUGACCAUGUUUAUCGUCAGCACCCAGAUAAAUUCAAAUUUUCCAGCCUUAUGGACUCCAUACCGAUGGUUUUGGCAAAAAAUAAUGCUAUUACCAUGAACCAUCACCUCUAUACAGAAGCUUGGAAUAAAGAUAAAACCUCUAUCCACAUUAUGCCAGACACCCCUGAAGUUUUACUAGCUAAACAAAACAAAGUAAAUUACAGUGAGAAAUUAUAUAAACUUGGCCUAGAAGAGGCCAAGAGGAAAGGCUAUGAUAUGCGGCUCGAUGCCAUUCCUAUUAAGGCCGCCAAGGCCUCCAGAGACAUCGCCAGUGAUUUCAAGUACAAAGAAGGCUAUCGUAAGCAGCUUGGUCACCACAUUGGUGCCCGAGCUAUACAUGAUGACCCCAAGAUGAUGUGGUCCAUGCAUGUGGCCAAAAUCCAGAGUGACAGGGAGUACAAGAAGGACUUUGAGAAGUGGAAGACCAAGUUCAGCAGCCCAGUGGACAUGCUGGGGGUGGUGCUGGCCAAGAAGUGCCAGACCUUAGUGAGUGACGUGGACUACAGAAACUACCUGCACCAGUGGACGUGCCUGCCUGACCAGAACGAUGUCAUCCACGCUCGGCAGGCCUAUGACCUCCAGAGCGAUAAUAUGUAUAAGUCAGAUCUCCAAUGGAUGAGAGGCAUCGGCUGGGUGCCCAUUGGCUCUUUGGAUGUGGAAAAAUGCAAAAGGGCAACUGAAAUUUUGAGCGAUAAAAUCUAUCGUCAGCCUCCAGACAGAUUCAAAUUCACCAGUGUGACUGAUUCUCUGGAACAAGUGUUGGCCAAGAAUAAUGCCAUCACCAUGAACAAGCGUUUAUACACAGAAGCCUGGGACAAAGACAAGACCCAGGUCCACAUAAUGCCAGACACACCAGAAAUUAUGUUAGCAAGAAUGAAUAAAAUCAACUACAGUGAGAGUCUGUAUAAACUCGCCAAUGAAGAGGCAAAGAAGAAAGGCUAUGACUUGAGAAGCGACGCCAUCCCCAUUGUGGCGGCCAAGGCCUCCAGGGAUAUUGCAAGUGAUUACAAAUACAAAGAUGGUUACCGCAAACAGCUGGGCCACCACAUUGGAGCCCGGAACAUUAAAGAUGACCCCAAGAUGAUGUGGUCCAUGCACGUGGCCAAAAUCCAGAGUGACAGGGAGUACAAGAAGGACUUUGAGAAGUGGAAGACCAAGUUCAGCAGCCCGGUGGACAUGCUGGGGGUGGUGCUGGCCAAGAAGUGCCAGACCUUAGUGAGUGACGUGGACUACAAGAACUACCUGCACCAGUGGACGUGCCUGCCUGACCAGAACGAUGUCAUCCACGCUCGGCAGGCCUAUGACCUCCAGAGCGACAAUAUUUACAAGUCUGAUCUCCAGUGGCUGAGAGGCAUUGGUUGGGUCCCCAUUGGGUCUCUGGAUGUGGUCAAGUGCAAGAGAGCUGCAGAGAUACUGAGUGAUAACAUCUACCGCCAGCCUCCGGACAAGCUGAAGUUCACCAGUGUGACGGAUUCUCUGGAGCAGGUGCUGGCCAAGAACAACGCCCUCAACAUGAACAAGCGUUUAUACACAGAGGCUUGGGACAGAGACAAGACUCAGGUUCACAUAAUGCCUGACACACCAGAGAUCAUGUUGGCAAGACAGAACAAAAUCAACUACAGUGAGAGUUUGUAUAAACUCGCCAAUGAAGAAGCAAAGCAGAAAGGCUAUGACUUGCGAAUUGAUGCCAUCCCAAUUGUGGCAGCCAAGGCCUCCCGAGAUAUUGCCAGUGACUACAAAUACAAAGAUGGUUACCGCAAACAGCUGGGCCACCACAUUGGAGCCCGGAACAUUGAGGAUGACCCCAAGAUGAUGUGGUCCAUGCACGUGGCCAAAAUCCAGAGUGACAGGGAGUACAAGAAGGACUUUGAGAAGUGGAAGACCAAGUUCAGCAGCCCAGUGGACAUGCUGGGGGUGGUGCUGGCCAAGAAGUGCCAGACCUUAGUGAGUGACGUGGACUACAGAAACUACCUGCACCAGUGGACAUGCCUGCCUGACCAGAAUGAUGUCAUCCACGCUCGGCAGGCCUAUGACCUCCAGAGCGAUAAUAUCUAUAAAUCUGAUCUCCAAUGGCUGAGAGGCAUUGGCUGGGUCCCCAUUGGAUCUCUGGAUGUGGUCAAGUGCAAAAGAGCUGCAGAGAUACUGAGUGAUAACAUCUACCGCCAGCCUCCGGACAAGCUGAAGUUCACUAGUGUGACGGAUUCUCUGGAGCAGGUGCUGGCCAAGAACAAUGCCCUCAACAUGAACAAGCGUUUAUACACUGAAGCCUGGGACAAAGAUAAGACCCAGGUCCAUAUUAUGCCUGAUACACCUGAAAUUAUGUUGGCGAGACAAAAUAAAAUAAAUUAUAGUGAGAACUUCUAUCGCCAGGCCAUGGAAGAAGCUAAGAAAGAAGGCUAUGACUUAAGAAGUGAUGCCAUUCCCAUUGUGGCUGCCAAGGCCUCCCGGGACAUUGCCAGUGAUUACAAAUACAAAGAAGCCUACCGUAAGCAGUUGGGUCAUCACAUUGGUGCCCGAGCCAUACACGAUGACCCCAAGAUGAUGUGGUCCCUCCACAUUGCCAAAGUGCAGAGUGAUCGUGAGUACAAGAAAGAAUUUGAGAAAUACAAGACAAGGUACAGCAGCCCAGUGGACAUGCUUGGUAUUGUUUUGGCCAAGAAAUGCCAGACCUUGGUCAGUGAUGUGGACUAUAAACACCUUCUGCAUGAGUGGACCUGCCUGCCCGACCAGAAUGAUAUCAUUCACGCACGGAAAGCCUAUGACCUCCAGAGCGAUAAUUUGUAUAAGUCAGACCUUGAAUGGAUGAAAGGCAUUGGCUGGGUUCCAAUUGGUUCCUUGGAAGUUGUUAAAGCCAAGAGGGCCACAGAAAUACUGAGUGAUAAUAUCUAUCGUCAGCGUCCACACACCCUGAAAUUCACCAGUAUAACUGACUCACUGGAGCAGGUGCUGGCAAAGAACAAUGCUUUAAACAUGAAUAAGCGCUUAUAUACUGAAGCCUGGGACAAUGACAAGAAAACAAUCCAUGUCAUGCCUGAUACACCAGAAAUCAUGUUAGCCAAACUCAACCGAAUAAACUACAGUGAUAAACUCUAUAAACUUGCUCUGGAGGAGUCCAAGAAGGAAGGCUAUGACCUGCGGCUGGAUGCAAUUCCAAUCCAAGCAGCCAAGGCUUCAAGAGAUAUUGCUAGUGAUUACAAGUACAAGGAAGGCUACCGUAAACAGCUGGGCCACCACAUUGGAGCCCGGAACAUUAAGGAUGACCCCAAGAUGAUGUGGUCCAUUCACGUGGCAAAGAUCCAGAGUGACAGGGAGUACAAGAAGGACUUUGAGAAGUGGAAGACCAAGUUCAGCAGCCCAGUGGACAUGCUGGGGGUGGUGCUGGCCAAGAAGUGUCAGAUCCUCGUGAGCGACAUAGACUAUAAGCAUCCUCUACAUGAAUGGACCUGCCUGCCAGAUCAGAAUGAUGUCAUUCAGGCUCGGAAGGCCUAUGACCUGCAGAGUGAUGCUAUUUACAAGGCUGAUCUUGAGUGGCUGAGAGGCAUUGGAUGGGUUCCGAUCGGCUCUGUUGAGGUGGAGAAGGUUAAGAGAGCUGGAGAAAUCCUGAGUGACAGGAAGUACCGCCAGCCUGCAAACCAGCUCAAAUUCACAUGCAUCCCAGACACCCCGGAAAUUGUCCUGGCAAAGAAUAAUGCCCUCACAAUGAGCAAGCAUUUAUACACAGAAGCUUGGGAUGCUGACAAAGCCUCCAUCCACGUGAUGCCGGACACCCCAGAAAUCCUGCUGGCAAAGAGCAAUUCUGCCAAUAUCAGCCAAAAACUUUAUACUAAGGGAUGGGAUGAAUCAAAGAUGAAGGACUAUGAUCUGAGAGAAGAUGCUAUUUCCAUCAAAAGUGCCAAGGCCUCUAGGGACAUUGCCAGUGAUUACAAAUACAAGGAAGCAUAUGAGAAACAGAAAGGCCACCACAUUGGAGCCCAGAGCAUCGAAGAUGAUCCCAGGAUUAUGUGUGCCAUACAUGCAGGGAAGAUUCACAGUGAACUUGAGUACAAAAAGGACUUUCAGAAGUGGAAGACCAAGUUCACUAGCCCAGUGGACAUGUUGGGCAUCUUGCUGGCCAAGAAAUGCCAGACUCUGGUCAGUGAUGUUGAUUAUCGCAACUACCUGCACCACUGGACCUGCUUACCUGAUCAGAACGACAUCAUCCAAGCAAAGAAGGCCUAUGACCUGCAGAGUGAUAGUGUGUAUAAAGCAGACCUGGAAUGGCUGCGUGGCAUUGGCUGGAUGCCAGAAGGCUCCGUAGAAAUGACCAGAGUAAAGGGAGCACAGGACCUUGUGAAUGAAAGGCUCUAUAGGACGCGACCAGAAGCCUUGAAAUUCACCUCCAUUGUUGACACUCCCGAAAUUGUCCUGGCAAAAGCCAAUUCUCUGCAAAUGAGUGAGAGACUAUAUCAAGAAGCCUGGAAUAAAGAUAAAACCAACAUCAACAUUCCUUCAGAUACCCCAGUUAUGCUGCAGGCCCAAAUUAAUGCCUUGCAAAUUAGCAAUAAACUCUACCAGAAAGACUGGGACGAAGCCAAGCAGAAAGGCUAUGACUUAAGAGCAGAUGCCAUUGAAAUCAAACAUGCCAAAGCCUCCAGAGAAAUUGCUAGUGAGUACAAAUACAAAGAAGGCUACCGUAAGCAGCUAGGCCACCACGUGGGUUUCCGCAGCCUCCAAGAUGACCCCAAGUUGGUAUGGUCUAUACAUGCUGCCAAGAUCCAGAGUGACAGAGAGUACAAGAAAGCUUAUGAGAAAUCUAAGGGAAUUCACAAUACACCCUUGGAUAUGAUGUCAAUUGUUCAAGCCAAGAAAUGCCAGGUCCUGGUUAGCGACGUUGAUUAUCGCAAUUAUCUGCACCAAUGGACAUGUCUGCCAGAUCAGAAUGAUGUGAUCCAGGCCAAGAAAGCCUACGAACUGCAGAGCGAUAACAUAUACAAAUCAGACCUGGAAUGGAUGAAGGGUAUCGGAUGGUUGGCAGAGGGUUCUGUGGAUGUGAUGAGAGUGAAAAACGCGCAGAAUCUCUUAAAUGAAAGGUUAUAUCGUACAAGACCAGAGGCCCUCAAAUUCACCAGCAUUGUUGAUACACCAGAGGUGGUCCUGGCAAAGACCAAUGCUCUACAGAUCAGCGAGCCACGGUAUCGUGAUGCCUGGGACAAAGAGAAGGCUAAUGUGAAUGUACCAGCUGACACCCCGCUGAUGCUGCAGUCCAAACUCAAUGCCAUCCAGAUUAGCAAUAAACAGUAUCAGAAAGCUUGGGAAGAUGUCAAGAUGACUGGCUAUGACAUUCGAGCAGAUGCCAUUGGGAUCCAGCAUGCCAAGGCUUCCAGGGAUAUCGCCAGUGAUUAUCUGUACAAGACUGCUUAUGAGAAGCAGAAAGGCCAUUACAUUGGAUGUCGCAAUGCCAAGGAAGAUCCAAAACUUGUUUGGGCAGCAAAUGUGUUGAAGAUGCAGAAUGAUAGGCUGUACAAAAAAGCCUACAAUGAUCACAAGGCCAAAAUCUCUAUCCCAGUGGACAUGGUAUCCAUCAAUGCUGCCAAAGAAGGCCAGGCAUUAGCAAGUGACGUGGACUAUCGUCAAUACCUGCACCAGUGGUCUUGCUUUCCUGAUCAGAAUGAUGUGAUCCAAGCCAGGAAAGCUUAUGACCUGCAGAGUGAUGCCAUUUACAAGGCUGACUUGGAGUGGCUACGUGGCAUUGGCUGGAUGCCAGAAGGGUCUCCAGAAAUAUUGAGAGUAAAAAAUGCCCAGGAAAUCCUAUGCGACAGUGUCUACCGAACACCUGUGGUGAAUCUCAAGUAUACAAGUAUCGUUGACACACCUGAAGUUGUCCUUGCUAAAUCAAAUGCUGAAAAUAUUAGUAUUCCAAGGUACAGAGAAGCCUGGGACAAAGACAAAACUUCAAUCCACAUAAUGCCAGAUACUCCAGAAAUCAAUCUUGCAAGAGCAAAUGCUCUUAAUGUGAGCAAUAAAAUUUACCGUGAGGGUUGGGAUGAAAUGAAGAUGAGCUGUGAUGUGCGGUUGGAUGCCAUUCCUAUCCAGGCUGCCAAAGCCUCCAGGGAGAUUGCCAGUGAUUAUAAAUAUAAGCUUGACCAUGAGAAGCAGAAGGGACACUACGUGGGCACCCUCACAGCCAGGGAUGACAACAAGAUCCGGUGGGCCCUCAUAGCUGGCAAGCUUCAGAAUGAAAGAGAGUACCGAUUGCAUUGGGCCAAAUGGAAGACCAAGUUCCAAAGCCCUGCGGACAUGCUCUCCAUCUUGCAUUCUAAGAAAUGCCAGACUCUGGUCAGCGACAUUGAUUAUCGCAAUUACCUGCACCAGUGGACCUGCCUGCCUGACCAGAAUGAUGUGAUUCAGGCCAAGAAAGCCUAUGAACUACAAAGCGAUGCUGUUUACAAGGCUGACUUGGAAUGGUUACGUGGAAUUGGUUGGAUGCCAAAUGAUUCUGUUUCUGUCAAUCACGCCAAACAUGCAGCUGAUAUCUUCAGCGAGAAAAAAUAUCGCACAAAAAUAGAAACUCUCAACUUUACUCCUGUGGAUGACAGAGUUGAUUAUGUGACAGCAAAACAAAGUGGUGAAAUCCUCGAUGAUAUUAAAUACCGGAAAGACUGGAAUGCUACCAAGUCAAAGUACACCCUCACAGAAACCCCCCUGCUGCACACUGCCCAGGAGGCUGCUCGGAUACUGGACCAGUACCUCUACAAGGAAGGCUGGGAGAAACAGAAAGCCACAGGUUACAUUUUGCCUCCAGAUGCGGUGCCAUUUGUUCAUGCCCAUCACUCCAGUGAUGUUCAGAGUGAGCUGAAAUACAAGGCUGAACAUGUAAAGCAAAGAGGUCACUACGUUGGUGUUCCAACCAUGAGAGAUGAUCCUAAACUGGUUUGGUUUGAGCAUGCUGGCCAGAUUCAGAAUGACAGACUCUACAAAGAGGACUAUCACAAGACAAAAGCCAAAAUCAAUAUACCUGCUGACAUGGUGUCAGUUGUGGCUGCCAAGCAGGGGCAGAACCUUGUCAGUGAUAUUGAUUACCGUAAUUACCUGCACCAAUGGAUAUGUCAUCCUGACCAAAAUGAUGUUAUUCAGGCAAGGAAGGCCUAUGACCUACAGAGUGAUAAUAUCUACAAAGCUGACCUGGAGUGGCUUCGCGGCAUUGGCUGGAUCCCCUUGGACUCUGUAGAACAUGUGAGGGUGACAAAGAACCAAGAAAUGGUGAAUCAGAUAAAAUAUAAGAAAGAUGCUCUUGACAACUAUCCCAACUUUACAAGUGUGGUGGAUCCUCCAGAGAUUGUUUUGGCCAAGAUUAACUCAGUCAAUCAAAGUGAUGUAAAAUAUAAAGAAACAUUUAAUAAAGCCAAGGGAAAGUAUAUAUUUUCUCCAGAUACACCAUAUAUUUCCCACUCCAAAGACAUGGGAAAGCUCUACAGUACUAUUCUAUAUAAGGGGGCGUGGGAGGGAACCAAGGCUUAUGGCUACACCCUGGAUGAGCGCUACAUUCCCAUUGUUGGAGCCAAGCAUGCUGACCUGGUGAACAGCGAGCUGAAAUACAAAGAGACAUAUGAGAAGCUGAAGGGUCACUACCUGGCUGGAAAAGACAUCAGUGAGUUCCCUGGUGUGGUUCACUGUCUGGAUUUCCAGCAGAUGAGGAGUGCGUUGAAUUACAGAAGAGAUUAUGAGGACACAAAAGCUAAUGUUCAUAUUCCCAUUGACAUGAUGAAUCACGUGCUGGCUAAAAGGUGCCAGUACAUUCUGAGUGACCUGGAAUAUCGACACUACUUCCACCAGUGGACGUCUCUUCCGGAAGAACCCAAUGUUAUCCGUGUUCGAAAUGCUCAGGAGAUCUUAAGUGAUAAUGUGUAUAAAGAUGACUUGAAUUGGUUAAGAGGCAUUGGUUGCUAUGUUUGGGAUACACCCCAGAUCCUCCAUGCCAAGAAGUCAUACGACCUCCAAAGUCAGCUGCAAUACACAGCAGCAGGUAAACAAAAUCUACAAAACUACAACUUGGUCACAGAUACUCCACUUUAUGUGACUGCUCUCCAAAGUGGCAUUAACGCCAGUGAGGUGAAAUAUAAAGAAAAUUAUCAUCAGAUUAAGGACAAAUACACCACAAUUCUGGAAACAGUGGAUUAUGACAGAACCAAGAACCUGAAGAGUCUUUAUAGCAGUAACCUGUACAAGGAAGCCUGGGAUAAAGUGAAAGCCACCAGCUACAUCCUGCCAACCAGCACCUUGUCCUUGACACACGCCAAGAACCAGAAGCACCUGGCCAGUCAUAUCAAGUACCGAGAAGAAUACGAAAAAUUCAAAGCUCUUUAUACUUUACCAAAAAGUGUUGAAGAUGAUCCCAACACGGCACGGUGCCUCCGAGUUGGCAAGUUUAACAUUGAUCGCCUGUACAGAUCAGUUUAUGAAAAGAACAAGAUGAAAAUCCAUACCAUACCGGAUAUGGUAGAGAUGGUUACUGCCAAGGAUUCUCAGAAGAAAGUCAGUGAGAUUGAUUACCGUCUGCACCUCCAUGAGUGGAUUUGCCACCCCGACUUGCAAGUCAACAGUCACGUCAGGAAAGUCACAGAUCAGAUCAGCGAUAUUGUGUACAAGGAUGAUCUCACCUGGCUGAAAGGCAUCGGAUGCUACGUCUGGGACACUCCAGAGAUUCUCCAUGCAAAACAUGCUUAUGAUCUACGUAAUGAUAUCAAGUACAAAGCUCAUGCGCAGAAAACAAGGAAUGACUACAAGUUGGUCACUGACACACCAGUUUAUGUCCAGGCUGUCAAAAGUGGGAAACAGCUAAGUGAUGCUGUCUACCACUACGACUAUGUGCACAGUGUCAGAGGCAAAGUGGCCCCAACCACAAAAACUGUGGAUCUGGACCGAGCCCUUCAUGCAUACAAACUCCAGAGUGAGAAUCUAUACAAAACUGGCCUGCGUUUCCUGCCCACUGGGUAUAGGCUUCCGGUUGAUACCCCUCACUUCAGACACAGCAAGGACACCCGAUACAUGAGUAGUUAUUUCAAGUACAAAGAAGUCUAUGAACACAUCAAGGCAAAUGGGUAUACGCUAGGCCCCAAGGAUGUUCCAUUUGUCCAUGUCCGGAGAGUCAACAACGUUACUAGUGAGAGACUGUAUCGAGAAUUGUACCAUAAACUGAAAGACAAGAUUCACACAACUCCCGACACACCUGAAAUCCGCCAAGUCAAGAAGACACAAGAAGCUGUCAGUGAGUUGAUCUACAAAUCAGACUUCUUCAAGAUGCAGGGUCACAUGAUCUCCCUGCCAUACACACCCCAAGUGUUGCACUGCCGCUACGUGGGAGACAUCACCAGUGAUAUUAAGUACAAAGAAGACUUGCAGAUCUUGAGGGGACUUGGUUGCUUCUUGUAUGACACUCCUGACAUGGUCCGCUCCCGCCACCUGAGGAAGCUCUGGUCUAAUUACCUGUACACUGAUAAUGCGAGGAAGAUGCGAGACAAAUACAAAGUGGUACUUGACACUCCAGAGUACAGAAAAGUGCAGGAACUGAAGACCCAUCUGAGUGAGCUGGUGUACAGAGCCAAAGGCAAGAAGCUGAAAUCCAUCUUCACUUCAGUUCCGGAUACUCCUGAUCUUUUAAGAGCCAAGCGAGGGCAGAAGCUUCAGAGCCAGUAUCUCUAUGUUGAACUUGCUACCAAAGAGAGACCCCAUCAUCAUGCUGGAAACCAGACCACAGCCUUGAAGCACGCUAAAGACGUAAAGGACCUGGUCAGCGAGAAAAAGUACAAGAUCCAAUAUGAAAAGAUGAAGGACAAGUACACCCCUGUUCCAGAUACACCAAUCCUCAUCAGAGCCAAGAGGGCUUACUGGAAUGCCAGUGAUCUACGCUACAAAGAAACAUUUCAGAAGACCAAAGGGAAAUAUCACACUGUGAAGGAUGCUUUGGACAUCGUUUAUCAUCGCAAGGUCACAGAUGACAUUAGUAAAGUGAAAUACAAAGAGAAUUACAUGAGCCAGUUGGGCAUCUGGAGAUCCAUUCCUGACCGCCCAGAACACUUCCACCACCGGGCAGUCACAGAUGCAGUCAGUGAUGUAAAAUAUAAAGAAGAUUUGACCUGGCUUAAAGGCAUUGGCUGCUAUGCCUAUGAUACCCCUGAUUUCACCCUGGCUGAACAGAACAAGAAACUCUACAGCAAGUAUAAGUACAAAGAGGUAUUUGAAAGGACGAAGUCAAAUUUCAAGUAUGUUGCUGACUCUCCAAUCAAUAGGCAUUUCAAGUAUGCAACUCAGUUGAUGAAUGAGAAAAAAUACAGAGCUGAUUAUGAGCAGCGGAAAGAUAAAUACCACCUGGUAGUUGAUGAGCCUAGACAUCUGCUGGCUAAGACCGCAGGCGACCAGAUCAGCCAGAUCAAGUACAGGAAAAAUUACGAAAAGACAAAGGACAAAUUCACCUCGAUUGUGGACACUCCAGAACACCUGCGUACUACAAAAGUCAACAAACAAAUCAGCGAUAUUCUUUAUAAGUUGGAAUACAACAAGGCCAAACCCCGGGGUUAUACCACGAUCCACGACACACCCAUGCUGCUGCACGUCCGAAAGGUCAAGGAUGAAGUCAGCGAUCUAAAAUAUAAAGAAGUUUACCAAAGAAAUAAAUCUAACUGCACCAUUAAACCAGAUGCUGUUCAUAUCAAAGCGGCCAAGGAUGCCUACAAAGUCAACACCAAUCUGGACUACAAGAAGCAAUAUGAAGCCAACAAAGCCUACUGGAAGUGGACCCCUGACCGACCAGAUUUUAUCCAGGCUGCCAAGUCAUCCCUGCAGCAAAGUGAUUUUGAAUAUAAGCUGGACCGAGAGUUCCUCAAGGGCUGCAAGCUUUCCGUCACUGAUGAUAAAGACAUGGUGCUGGCCCUCAGGAAUUCUAUAAUAGAAAGUGAUCUGAAAUACAAAGAGAAACAUGUCAAGGAAAGAGGAACCUGCCAUGCUGUGCCUGACACUCCUCAGAUCCUUCUGGCAAAGACUGUCAGCAAUCUGGUGUCCGAGAACAAAUACAAGGACCAUGUCAAGAAGCACUUGGCCCAGGGCUCAUACACAACAUUACCAGAGACCCUGGACACGGUUCACGUCAAGAAAGUGACCAAGCAUGUCAGUGAUACAAACUACAAAAAGAAGUUUGUCAAGGAGAAAGGAAAGUCCAAUUAUUCCAUCAUGCAAGAACCUCCUGAGGUGAAACAUGCCAUGGAAGUGGCCAAGAAGCAGAGCGAUGUUGCUUACAAAAAAGAUGCCAAAGAGAACCUGCAUUACACCACAGUGGCUGAUCGGCCAGACAUCAAGAAGGCCACACAAGCAGCCAAACAGGCCAGUGAGGUGGAGUACAGAGCCAAGCACCGCAAAGAAGGCAGCCAUGGGUUAAGCAUGCUUGGUCGCCCAGACAUUGAGAUGGCCAAGAAGGCAGCCAAGCUGAGCAGCCAGGUUAAAUACCGAGAAAAUUUUGAUAAAGAGAAGGGCAAGACACCAAAGUACAAUCCUAAAGACAGCCAGCUCUACAAAGUCAUGAAAGAUGCCAAUAACCUUGCAAGUGAGGUGAAGUAUAAGGCUGACCUGAAGAAACUUCACAAACCUGUGACUGACAUGAAGGAAUCUCUGAUAAUGCACCAUGUCCUAAAUACAAGCCAACUCGCUAGUUCUUACCAGUACAAGAAGAACUAUGAGAAGAGUAAAGGCCACUACCACACCAUACCUGAUAAUUUGGAGCAGCUUCACCUAAAAGAGGCCACAGAGUUACAGAGCAUAGUAAAAUAUAAAGAAAAAUAUGAAAAAGAGCGAGGAAAGCCCAUGUUGGACUUUGAGACACCCACAUACAUCACUGCCAAAGAAUCUCAGCAGAUGCAGAGUGGGAAAGAAUAUAGGAAAGAUUAUGAAGAGUCCAUUAAAGGCAGAAACCUGACUGGCCUGGAGGUCACGCCAGCUUUAUUACAUGUCAAAUAUGCAACCAAAAUAGCAAGCGAGAAAGAGUACAGGAAAGAUCUAGAAGAAAGCAUUCGUGGAAAGGGUCUCACUGAAAUGGAAGAUACUCCUGACAUGCUACGUGCAAAGAAUGCCACUCAGAUUCUCAAUGAGAAAGAAUAUAAGAGAGACCUGGAGCUGGAAGUCAAAGGAAGAGGCCUGAAUGCCAUGGCCAAUGAAACUCCAGAUUUUAUGCGAGCCAGGAAUGCUACUGAUAUUGCCAGUCAGAUUAAAUAUAAGCAAUCAGCAGAAAUGGAAAAAGCCAAUUUCACUUCUGUGGUUGAUACUCCAGAGAUCAUUCAUGCCCAACAAGUCAAGAACCUUUCAAGUCAGAAAAAAUACAAAGAAGAUGCAGAGAAGUCUAUGUCGUAUUAUGAGACUGUUUUGGACACUCCAGAGAUGCAAAGAGUACGGGAAAACCAAAAGAACUUCAGCCUUCUCCAAUACCAGUGUGACCUUAAAAACAGUAAAGGAAAAGUUACAGUUGUUCAAGACACGCCAGAAAUACUGCGUGUUAAAGAAAACCAAAAGAAUUUCAGCUCGGUUUUAUAUAAAGAGGAUGUCUCACCAGGAACAGCAAUUGGAAAGACACCUGAGAUGAUGAGAGUGAAGCAAACGCAGGACCACAUCAGCUCGGUGAAGUAUAAAGAAGCAAUUGGACAAGGAACUCCAAUUCCUGACUUGCCAGAAGUGAAACGUGUCAAGGAGACCCAGAAACACAUUAGCUCGGUUAUGUACAAAGAAAACUUGGGAACAGGCAUUCCAACCACUGUCACUCCAGAGAUUGAGAGAGUCAAACGCAAUCAAGAGAACUUUAGCUCGGUUUUGUACAAAGAAAAUUUGGGGAAAGGAACCCCCACAGCUAUCACUCCAGAGAUGGAGAGAGUCAAACGCAAUCAAGAGAACUUUAGCUCGAUAUUGUACAAAGAGAACUUGAGCAAGGGGACUCCCAUACCUGUCACUCCUGAGAUGGAGCGAGUCAAACGCAAUCAAGAAAAUUUUAGCUCGGUGUUGUAUAAAGAGAACCUUGGAAAAGGGAUUCCGAUUCCCAUCACUCCAGAGAUGGAGAGAGUCAAACACAAUCAAGAAAACUUUAGUUCGGUCCUAUACAAAGAAAACCUGGGGACAGGAAUUCCAAUCCCCAUCACUCCUGAGAUGCAGAGAGUCAAACACAAUCAAGAAAACCUUAGCUCGGUACUAUACAAAGAAAAUAUGGGCAAGGGAACUCCUUUACCUGUCACUCCAGAGAUGGAGAGAGUCAAACACAAUCAAGAAAAUAUUAGCUCGGUUUUGUACAAAGAAAAUGUGGGGAAAGCCACCCCAACCCCUGUCACUCCAGAGAUGCAGAGAGUCAAACGCAAUCAAGAAAACAUUAGCUCGGUACUAUACAAAGAGAGCAUGGGGAAAGCAACCCCCACACCCUUUACUCCUGAGAUGGAAAGAGUCAAACGCAAUCAAGAAAACUUUAGCUCGGUAUUGUACAAAGAGAAUAUGAGAAAAGCAACACCGACACCUGUUACUCCAGAGAUGGAGAGAGCUAAGCGCAACCAAGAAAACAUUAGCUCGGUUCUUUAUUCUGAUAGCUUCCGGAAACAAAUACAAGGCAAAGCUGCCUAUGUAUUGGAUACCCCAGAGAUGAGACGGGUAAGGGAAACCCAACGGCACAUCUCAACGGUGAAAUAUCAUGAAGAUUUUGAGAAACACAAGGGUUGCUUCACACCAGUGGUGACCGAUCCUAUCACUGAACGAGUGAAAAAGAACACGCAGGACUUCAGUGACAUUAACUACCGAGGUAUUCAGAGAAAAGUGGUAGAAAUGGAACAAAAGCGAAAUGACCAGGAUCAGGAGACUAUUACAGGACUACGUGUCUGGCGUACUAAUCCUGGUUCAGUUUUUGACUAUGAUCCAGCAGAAGACAACAUUCAAUCCCGAAGUUUACACAUGGUUAAUGUCCAAGCUCAGCGCCGGAGCCGGGAGCAGUCAAGAUCUGCCAGUGCAAUGAGUAUCAGUGGGGGUGAAGAGAAGUCUGAGCACUCAGAAGCUGCCGACCACCACCUUUCCACCUACAGUGAUGGAGGAGCCUUCUUCUCUGCGGCCUCAACAGCUUACAAACAUGUAAAAACCACGGAGCUCCCACAACAACGAUCAUCUUCAGUUGCUACCCAACAAACCACAUUAUCUUCUAUCCCAUCUCAUCCAUCUACUGCUGGAAAAAUCUUCCGUGCCAUGUAUGACUAUAUGGCAGCAGAUGCAGAUGAGGUGUCCUUCAAAGAUGGAGAUGCUAUUGUAAAUGUUCAAGCUAUUGAUGAAGGGUGGAUGUAUGGCACUGUGCAAAGAACUGGAAGGACCGGCAUGCUCCCAGCCAACUAUGUUGAAGCUAUUUAGGCACUUCAAAAAUUCAGAUCUGUUUGUAGGACCUACACAUCCUGCAGUCAGUAUUUCAGUUUAGACUCAACAUGAUUUCUUCUCAAGUUAAUGGUUUUUUUGUGUGUGCCAUAUCAUUUAUGGCAGUAACAUCUCAUAAUUCCUUUCUGUAUGAACUCCAAUAAUUCUCCAUUAAAUCAAAUGUUAAUCUGUUCAGUUUUUAAACUAGACUUACAUUUUCAUUACUUUCUGAACUUGCACAUGAAACUUCAGACAUUAAACCUGUACAUUCUUUAUAUUAAACAAUGCCAUUUAUGAAAUUUCCUUUGGGUUUUAAAAUCAGUUGAAUUUCAGAAGACAUUUUAAAAGCUCCUGCUGUGUUACAUUAUUACUGUAUCGACCCAGUUUUUCCCAUUUACAAAAAAUGGUGAACAUUUUUUCUAAAAGAAGGCAUUCUGAACAUGACAAAUACACUGUGGGGAAAAUGGCAGAUAUUCAUCUUUCCCUUGCUUGCUUUUAAAUGCUAAUGCUUCUGUUUCUAAUCCAGUUCUAAAAUUAUAAACCUGGUAGUCAGUAUAGAUUGGUGAUAAACUAGUAACUAAUAAAAUUGUUUUCUGCAACAAA
Molecule: messenger RNA, 23252 nt
Organism: Sciurus carolinensis (gray squirrel)
Lineage: Eukaryota; Metazoa; Chordata; Mammalia; Rodentia; Sciuridae
Gene: Neb
Product: nebulin
Biological process (GO): cardiac muscle thin filament assembly
Cellular component (GO): Z disc
Molecular function (GO): actin filament binding
Source: RefSeq, a predicted model, not a curated record